AUGGAGUUGGAAAAGCGCCUGGCUGCAAAGAGAGAGCAGGUAAGGACCUAGGUUAAAGAGGUAGAACCAUUUACCUCACGUAGGAUCUUAACACCUGUGGAGUUGAGGCUUGUAAGGCUUGUAUCUGACAAGAGGAGGAUGUUGAGGGAAAUGACUAUGGAGGAUGGUAAGAGAAGAAGGUAGGUGACUGGCUUGAUCCUGAAGGAUUGAGGGGUAAUGGACUAGUAGUGGUGAUUAAGAUAGGUGGGGUGUCCUGAAAGAAGGAUAUUCAAUUGGUAUUGAAUGAGUAGAAUGGAUGAGAAAUGUGAUUUGUGAGGGAUCGUGUUAGUCGGUGAAUAAGGAAGAGAUGGAGUAGAGGAAAAAGACAGGUAAGAUAUCCUCUAUGGUGGUAGCUAUGGUAAGGGGUCUCGGAAUGGUGGAGCUGUUGUUUUGGACUGGGAUGUGGGUGAAAGAGAGGUAGUACUUGGUUCAGCAGUUUACCAGUUUUAGGCCAGUGAGAAAAGAGAGUGGUUGGGCUAGGAUACAGCAGGAGGUGCAGAGAGUUAGGAAGAAUACCUUGUCUUGGCAGGCAAGAGUGGCUGACCAAUUGAGGAAGAUGGAUAUUAAGUUGAAGGAGAUGGUAGAUGUAUUCAUGGAUAUCAAGUAG
This is a messenger RNA of Tuber aestivum (summer truffle), 646 nucleotides long. NCBI's taxonomy places the organism in Eukaryota, Fungi, Ascomycota, Pezizomycetes, Pezizales, Tuberaceae. The record is from the annotation of a GenBank genome assembly.